GUUUGAUUGUGUUAUUUGCUGCAUUGUUUGCUGUGUUGGGCAGAGCCACAAUUGGUGCCGGUCUCGUUGGUCUCUCUGUGUCCUAUUCGAUACAAGUGACUGAAAGACUCGCUUUAUUUGUGAGAAACAUGUCUGACAUGGAGUCGAACAUUGUAGCCGUGGAAAGGAUAAGUGAAUACUCAGAAAUUAAAAAUGAGGCACCAUGGUCAAUUGCAGAAACGAAGCCAAAGUCAACAUGGCCGUCCAAAGGAGAGGUACUUUUUAAGGACUUGAAACUAAGAUAUAGAGCAGAAUUAGACCUGGUCCUGAAAGGCUUAACAUUCAGUGUGAAAAGUGGUGAAAAGAUUGGUAUAGUUGGACGGACUGGGGCUGGAAAGUCAUCAUUGACAUUAGGCCUGUUUAGAAUAAUUGAAUCUGCUGGUGGGUCCAUUACGAUAGACGGUGUAAGAAUCGAUAGAAUUGGUCUCCACGAUCUCAGGACUAAACUCACCAUCAUUCCUCAGGAUCCUGUACUGUUCUCCGGCACAUUGCGAACGAACUUAGAUCCAUUUGAUGAGCAUACAGACGAUGCCCUUUGGUCCGCACUAGAACACGCUCAUUUAGCUUCAUUUGUUAAGGAACUUCCAAAACAAUUGCUCCAUGAUUGUUCAGAGGAUGGACAGAAUUUAAGCGUUGGUCAAAAGCAGUUAGUAUGUCUGGCGCGAGCUUUGUUAAGGAGUUCAAAAAUUCUCGUCUUGGAUGAAGCUACUGCUGCCAUUGACCUAGAGACAGAUGAACUCAUCCAGAACACGAUACGCGAAGAAUUCAAAGAUUGUACUGUGUUCACGAUUGCUCAUCGCCUUAACACAGUCAUGGACUACGAUCGAAUUCUUGUCGUUGACGAUGGUCUUAUUGUGGAAUUUGAUACGCCCAGUACACUACUUAGUAAUACGGAAGGAAUUUUGUUCGCUAUGGCGCAGGACGCUGGUAUAGUUAGAUACCAUUGACAAAUAAACAGUACAAUAUACUGAUACAGAUACUAAUUGAGUUAUACAGCUACUGAUAUAAUAAAAUAAAGACACAAUUAAGUCGCAAUAAUAACCAGUCAAACGAAAAUGUGUACUGUAUACAUUUGAUGAAAAUCAUAGGUACAGUACUGAGGAAAAGAAUGAUUGGAGAUCUGGGCUGACGG
This is a messenger RNA of Owenia fusiformis, 1171 nucleotides long. NCBI's taxonomy places the organism in Eukaryota, Metazoa, Annelida, Polychaeta, Sabellida, Oweniidae. The record is from the annotation of a GenBank genome assembly.